This is a messenger RNA of Porites lobata, 697 nucleotides long. Lineage: Eukaryota; Metazoa; Cnidaria; Anthozoa; Scleractinia; Poritidae. The record is from the annotation of a GenBank genome assembly.
ACGGUUAGCGAAGAUGGAAAAGGAAAGAAGACCGUCCUAAAAAAAGAUGCUGUCUCGUCUAUUUUCAGUGGUCUGGUAAAACACGCUCCCGGACUACUUUAGGAAGCAAAGAAAAACGCAAGGAGAAUCAUCCGUGGAACCCAGGAGGAAACGUCGGAGAAAAAUCUGUCAGCAAUGCGAAAGGAAGCGUGGUGUCAUCGAGAAACUACCAACUGAUCUUCAGGAAAAAAACAGCACAGUUGAAAGAACUUGGAGAUACAGAGUCGCAUUACCAAAAUGAAAACCAAAAGCGCGAGCAUGCUAGCGCCUUGUAGGAAGAUAAACUGGACGUGCACGUCUGUUUUUCUUCUGAGAAUUUUCGUUUCCAAGACGAAUAUAUUCGGUUUUACACUGGUAUCAUAUCCUGGGAUGAAUUUUUACAUUUGUUUUUAGCUAUAUAAAGUCGAGAUGUAACGAUAUGAAUUGUUAGAGAUCAAAUGUUAAAGUAAGUGAAAAUCACCAGCAUGAGUUACGUCAAGGGAGACCUCGUGCAUUGUCAAUGCUUGGUGAAUUUUUCUUGACUCCCGUAAGAUUGAAACAUGCCUUUGCAGAGGAGCAUCCAGCUUAUCAUUUUAAAAUAUGUAGGGCAACACUUUCAAAAAUGUUUCUGUCUUGGAUUAACUUGUUAUUUUUUGAAUUGGGAUCCAUUCCCAUCUGA